AUGAAGUUUAUGAAACUUGGUUCUCGCCCUGAUACCUUCUUCAGUUCUGAAUCAGUAAGGUCAGUUUCCUCUGAAGUUUCAAGUGAUCUUGUGGUCCAAGUGAAUGGAACAAAAUAUUUGCUUCACAAGUUUCCACUAUUGUCAAAAUGCUUGAAGUUACAAAAACUCUGUUCUGAAUCCCCUGAAUCCACCCAACAUCAAAUAAUCCACCUCCCAGAUUUCCCAGGAGGAACAGAAUCAUUCGAGUUAUGUGCAAAAUUCUGUUACGGAAUCAAAAUCACCAUCAGCGCGCACAACAUUGUAUCAGCCCGUUGCGCAGCAGAACGCCUUCAAAUGACAGAAAACGUCGAAAAAGGGAAUCUAGUUUACAAACUCGACGCGUUCUUCAACUCUUGUAUCCUCAACGGUUGGAAAGAUUCGAUCGUCACACUUCAAACCACUAAAUGUUUCCAACUAUGGUCCGAAGAGUUGGGGAUCACUAGUCGGUGUAUAGAAGCUAUCGCGUCAAAAGUCAUUUCUAACCCUUUGAAAGUGAAUUUAUCGCGUAACUAUCCGAAGCAAGAAACGGAUAAAGAUGACAUUUCAGGGUGGUGGGGUGAAGAUCUUUCAGAAUUGGGGAUUGAUCUUUAUUGGAGAACAAUGAUUGUCGUAAAAUCGUGUGACAAAGUGUCCGCGAAACUUGUAGGUGACGCGUUAAGAAUCUACGCAUCAAAAUGGCUACAAAAUGUUUCGAAAAAUCUUGAAAAUGAUCAAAAUAGUCGGUUGCUUUUGGAAUCGGUAGUUAGUUUGCUUCCAAUUGAAAGAACCGCGGUUUCUUGUAGCUUCUUGUCGAAACUGUUAAAAGCUGCUAACAUUCUUGGAGCUUCAUCUUCUUCAAGAGCCGAAUUAGCGCAAAGAAUCGGGACUCAACUAGACGAAGCGACGGUUCAAGAUUUAUUGAUCCCUAGUUGUUCUUGUUCAUGUUCUUUAAAUGUUAUGAUGACAUAUGAUGUUGAAGUAGUUUUGACCAUUUUGGAACAUUUUAUGUUACAAAGUCAAAGCCCGCUAACGAGCCCGCCACGUGUCAAGGGGCGAUUCGAGCGGUGGCAUAGAAGGUCAAGAUCUGAAAAUAAUGUUGAUUUUGAGGUGCAAGAAAGUAGAUGUUCUUCAACAUUUCAUAGCUCAAAGAUUAAAGUGGCAAAAUUUGUUGAUGGAUACUUGAAAGAAAUUUCUAAAGAUGUGAAUAUGCCUUUAUCAAAGUUUUUUGCUUUGGUUGAAGUUGUUCCUGAUUUUGCUAGAUUGGAUCAUGAUGAUCUUUAUAAUGCCAUUGACAAUUACCUCAAGUUACACCCGAAUCUCAACAAGACUGAAAGGAAGCGUGUUUGUCGAAUACUCGAUUGCAAAAGGUUAUCUAUGGAAGUCUGUAUGCACGCAGCACAAAACGAGCUUCUCCCAUUACGCGUAGUGGUUCAAGUUCUAUUCUUUGAACAAGCUCGGUCAGCCACUGCUGGCGGAAAGCUGACCGACCUGCCCAAUAACAUCAAAGCACUAUUAGCUGCCCAAGAUGAUUCAUCAAGGCCACAAGGUUCAUUAACCACCAAUAGAAGCAUGGGUCAACCCGAAGACCAAUGGAGUGUUUGGGGUCUCAAGUCACAAACGUCUAAUCUUUCUACUCUAAGAAUGAAGUUGGAAGAAGAUGAGGAUGAAGGUUUUCAUGGUGAGAUCUUGAAAGCUAAUAUAUCUAAAGUGAAGCGACUUUGUUCGCUUCCUAAUCGCCCUAAACGGAUGUUUUGUAAGUUAUGGUCAACGAAUAGAAGCGCAAGCGGAGAAUAUUGAAUGGAAGUAAAACUAUGAAAUUCAGUUGGAGUAAAUCUCUUUCAUUGUGUUCAUUUUUUCUUAUAAAAGUGUCUUGUAAUCUUUAGAGAGUUGAAAUUGUGAAUUGUUGGUGGAAUUUUUAA
Molecule: messenger RNA, 1937 nt
Organism: Helianthus annuus (common sunflower)
Lineage: Eukaryota; Viridiplantae; Streptophyta; Magnoliopsida; Asterales; Asteraceae
Product: BTB/POZ domain-containing protein At1g67900
Exons: 4
Coding region: 1-1815 (604 amino acids)
Source: RefSeq, a predicted model, not a curated record